Messenger RNA from Schistocerca piceifrons (Central American locust), 1334 nucleotides. RefSeq names its product actin-related protein 6 (gene Arp6). Bases 58 to 1245 code for a protein of 395 amino acids. Gene Ontology annotation, molecular function: nucleosome binding. The record is from RefSeq and is a predicted model, not a curated record. Gene Ontology annotation, cellular component: Swr1 complex. The transcript has 7 exons. NCBI's taxonomy places the organism in Eukaryota, Metazoa, Arthropoda, Insecta, Orthoptera, Acrididae.
GUGUGAGCGCGAGCGGUGUGCGAUUAUAAACGAGUGAUUGGAUGAGAGUAGGGGAAAAUGUUAAAUCGUGUUUAUAUAUUGGAUAAUGGAGCAUGUAGCGCGAAAGUAGAAUUCUCGGAUAGCGAGAAACCAAGAAUUGUUCCAAACUGUAUAAUGAAGGCUAAAAGUGAACGAAGGAGGCCUUUUAUUGGUGCCCAAGUUGAAGAAUGCAGAGAUGCUUCUGGACUUUUUUAUAUUUUGCCUUUCCAAAAGGGAUAUUUAAUCAACUGGGAUGUACAAAAGAAUGUGUGGGAUUACAUUUUCAGUAAUGAGUGCUGCCCAGUGAAUUUUAGUGAAACACCUUUGGUAGUUACAGAACCAUACCUGAACUUUAGCUCCAUCCAGGAAGCAAUGACUGAAAUAUUCUUUGAAGAAUAUGAGUGCCAGGCUCUCUUGAGAAUUAAUGCUGGUGACCUGAGCAGUUAUCACUACAGCAAAGAAAACCCUGCUGCUCUUUGCUGCCUGCUUGUAGAUUCUGGUUAUAGUUUUACCCAUGUUGUACCUUACAUAAAGGGUAAAAAACUGAAGCAGGGUAUAAGAAGAAUUGAUGUGGGUGGAAAAGUAUUGACAAAUCAUUUGAAGGAAAUAAUUUCUUACAGACAGCUUCAUGUUAUGGAUGAGACUUAUGUUGUGAAUCAAGUUAAAGAGGAUUCAUGUUUUGUCUCACAAAAUUUUUAUAAAGAUAUGGAAAUAGCAAGCAAAAGAGGUCCAGAGAACACAAUAAUUCGUGACUAUGUGCUUCCUGAUUACACAACUUUACGAAGAGGUUACUUGAAGCCCCCAAGUGAAAAUCUCGAUGACGGAGAGCAGCAAUGUCUCCGUUUAACCAAUGAACGAUUUGCUGUGCCUGAGCUUCUAUUCCACCCAUCUGAUGUUGGUAUAACCCAGAUGGGUAUUCCAGAAGCUAUUGUGCAUAGUAUAUCUUCUUGCCCACCAGAAACACAUCCCCAUCUUUACAACAACAUUCUGCUGACCGGUGGAUGUACACUGUUCCCAGGAUUUCGGGAACGUGUGGAGCAGGAAGUUCGUUGUCUAGCUCCUAUUGACUACGAUGUCAAAGUCACACUUCCUUCAGAUCCUGUCACGUAUGCAUGGUAUGGUGGCACACUGCUGACAAAGGAUCCAGAAUUUAAUACUACACUUGUAAUGAGAGAUGAAUAUGAGGAAGAAGGGAUGAAUGUUUGUAUUGAUAAAUUUGAUGUUUGAUGUGAAUAUAAAAAGUGGUGUGUCCAGUGAACUACUGAGUAAGAUUAUAAAUCUGUACAAUGAUGAAUAAAGGUUUUAUAUAUUUUUUA